AUAUAGGAUGCGACCUGGUGACCAACAUCGACGAGAACCGAGCUCCCAGCCGCCUGUCGACGGUGUCUGACGAUUCAUCAGUGCGCCGAAGGGGGUCAUCACCUCCUGCCGUGCCGCCUCUCCCCCGCCCGUCGCUCCUGGGCCGCCGAGGCAGGACCCUCCAGGGGCAUCCCUUCGAAGUGAACGCCAUAGAACCUGCUCCCUCCGUUGGCUCCCCCCACGCAAGCGCCCCCGGUGUCGCGGGCGGGGUACCUGCUAGGAAUGUCACGGGUGAUAAAUCGCCCCAUUAUGGAUAUCCAUUGUAAUGCUGGGUAUUCGUAAUACACCAGAUGUACGUGCGUAGCUCUGCCCCCCCGAAAGAGACCAAUUCUGUUGUGGGAUAAGUGACAUUGGUCAUCCGUAAUUCCUGGUUUUAUUUGUAUGCAGUGGAAUCCACCUCCCAACACCACCCUGAGGUGCUUAUGUUUAUGUGUAGUAAACUGUAUGUAAUCAUUUAACCCAACUCGUUAUACUGAAGCACAAAUGAACCCCAUUUCAAUGUUUGUGUAAAUGGAAGUCGUUAGAUUUUCUAUAUAUAGGUAGACCAAUCUCUGCAUGUUUAUUUUCAGUGUCAAAUAAAAUUCCCUUAGGAAUUCAAGUGAUCAGGGAUGGCGGACUUUCAAAAGCCAUAAUAGAUGAAUAAUUAUUCAGUGUGUGUCGAGGUGCACGGUUACUGCUAACACACACUUUGAUUAUGUCAAUCAUUAUGAUGUUGCAUUUCCUCUGGACUAGUCAUGUUGAUACAGAGUAGAAAAAGUGCCUAUGCAAGAGAUGUUGAUGAAAUCCAGGAGAUACCAUGUAAGUAAAAUUAUUGCUAUUGCUAUUGUGUCUGUAGCAACUGGCCAUUAGUAAAGGGAAAUCGGGGAGUGUGAAAUACAUGGACUUUCCUAAAAUUAAACUAGGUAGCUUUAGAGUGUUUUAAUGAAUCAGUGAGUAGUAAUGAGUAGCUUAUUUGUAAAAUAAGAUUUAGUACUAUUUGAUGUGCUCCAUCUUUUCAUUCUAUGAUAAAGACAUAAAUUAAUCUAAUUGGCAUAUUGAUUAUAGUAAACUGUUGUCACAAAAGAAUAUUUUUGUAAAAAAAGUACUUCUGUAAAUAAAGUUGUUGUCCCA
Penaeus vannamei (Pacific white shrimp) is the source of this 1149-nucleotide messenger RNA. The record is from RefSeq and is a predicted model, not a curated record. Lineage: Eukaryota; Metazoa; Arthropoda; Malacostraca; Decapoda; Penaeidae.